This is a messenger RNA of Sphaerodactylus townsendi, 2047 nucleotides long. RefSeq names its product insulin like growth factor 1 (gene IGF1). Gene Ontology annotation, cellular component: extracellular region. Bases 69 to 569 code for a protein of 166 amino acids. The transcript has 5 exons. The record is from RefSeq and is a predicted model, not a curated record. NCBI's taxonomy places the organism in Eukaryota, Metazoa, Chordata, Lepidosauria, Squamata, Sphaerodactylidae. Gene Ontology annotation, molecular function: hormone activity; growth factor activity.
CUUUUCUUUUUUUUUUCCUCAUUAUUACUGCUAACCAAUUCAUUUCCAGAGUUUGCACUUAAGAAGCAAUGGAAAAAAUCAACAGUCUUUCAACACAAUUAUUUAAGUGCUGCUUUUGUGAUUUCUUGAAGGUGAAGAUGCACACUGUGUCCUACGUUCAUCUCUUCUACUUUGGCCUGUGUUUGCUUACGUUAACCAGUCCCUCUGCUGUUGCUGGCCAUGAGACGCUUUGUGGAGCUGAGCUGGUUGACGCUCUUCAGUUUGUGUGUGGAGAAAGAGGUUUUUAUUUCAGUAAACCAGCAGGGUAUGGGAGCAACAGGCGUGUAAAUCCCACCAAAGGAAUAGUGGAUGAAUGCUGUUUCCAGAGCUGCGACCUGAAGCGGCUGGAGAUGUACUGUGCACCUGCCAAACCACCAAAAUCGGCACGGUCUGUACGUGCGCAGCGCCAUACUGAUAUGCCUAAAGCACAAAAGGAAGUGCAUUUGAAGAACACAAGUAGGGGAAGCACAGGAAACAGAAACUACAGAAUCCCAAUCCCCAAAGCGCUCCGCCGGCACAAGCCCCAUUGAGGACUGGAGCCUUAAGCAAGGAGCUUGCCUGCAACAAACUUACACAAACUUAAAAGCUUCCUUUUACAAUACAGUAAAUGAGAACAACUUUUACUUUGAGGUAUGACAGAGGGACUGUCAAAACCCAAGUGAUUACCUGAGGGAAAACCAAUUGCGACCCAAGGAGAGCUGUGAAGCAACUGAAGCAGCCGUCUGGUACCUCUGAGCAAGUUUUUCUGCAGAUAUCUGCCAGCCAAACACAAGAUUUCUUAGUGAUAAUGUGUUGGGUUUUUUUUUAAAAAAAAAUCAGAAUGUGGUAAGGUAUGCUAUGGCAGUCCUGGGAGGCUUUGGAAUUGUACACACUUUUUGCCCAUGCAACCUCAGAGGCUAAGAUUACCAAAAUUGCUUUCAAACUCAUAGUGGCGUCUGCCUGUGUCCAACAGAAUCUACUCUUAAAAGCCAACUGGACUGGCUGAUAUCUGGAUGCAUGACUUCCUACAAAUCUGUGAUGUUGUAGGUAGCCCUCUAACUUAUUGAUAAUUCUACACUGAACUACAAAAAACCCUAAAUGCUGAAAUUAAUGUCUACAUUGUUUUCCAGAGAAACUGUUUUCAGAGAAAAAUAUGAAUGUGCCCCUUAUUUUUAAAGCCAUCAGUCUGAUCAUUACCAGUGUUGAGAAGUAAUUGGAUUGCAUGGAAGCAUUUGCAAUCUUCAAAAAAAACCACCACAAGGCCACUGUUUUUAAUGGUAUAAUAGGGCAGUAAUGAAGGGGCACAUUUGCUCAUGUUGGCACAAGUCCUGCUAAGGUGAAUGGGCAAUGCACUAUCAUAACGCUUUGUAGGUUGGGCUGUAAAUGACUGGAUUUGUACUGUGCUUAGCUUUCCCUUUGAUACUGGAAAAUGAAAAUUGUCAUGACUUGAUGACAGACAAUAUUUCAUACUGUGUAUGUAACAUCACUGUGUUGCAGAACUCCCACCCAACACUAUACCAAAUACUUCGACAAUAUUGUUCAACCAGUUAUUCUCCCCAUAUAGCACAUGCAGGCUUUCCACAGACCCACAGCAAAGCUAAGCAUCUUAAUACUGACCAAAAGAAAAGCAAACCCUGAUAGAUCAACAGGCUACUCAGAAUCAUUUAGCCAGGUUCCCCACUCUGUACAACCUGUCCAACAUGGUAAACAUUGUUUCAUAAACAAUUGUGUAUUUGUGCUUCCUAAAUGCCACUUCAUAUGUCUUCAUCCUGAUAAAUCCAAAAGAUCUCAAGCGUUAGCUGUCAGGAUUCUUUCAAAAAUAAACAAUUACAUUGACAACAGAAAAAAAUAAGGGCUCUGUCAUACUGUAUUCAUAAAGGCUACCACAACCUUUGGUUUGUAGAAUGUACUGAAAUGUUUGUCAACCCUUCUUGGGAUCCAGUCCAUAAUGUGAAACAUUACUGUAAGAGGGUAUCUUUCUAAUGUAUUUGUAUGUAUAGUUUACACCUCUGUGAGGUCUAAUAAAGAG